Zeugodacus cucurbitae (melon fly) is the source of this 3947-nucleotide messenger RNA. It is a transcript of the gene mle, whose product is annotated as dosage compensation regulator. NCBI's taxonomy places the organism in Eukaryota, Metazoa, Arthropoda, Insecta, Diptera, Tephritidae. Gene Ontology annotation, biological process: regulation of mRNA processing; positive regulation of transcription by RNA polymerase II. Gene Ontology annotation, cellular component: nucleolus; intracellular anatomical structure; ribonucleoprotein complex. Gene Ontology annotation, molecular function: double-stranded RNA binding; 3'-5' DNA helicase activity; ATP binding. The record is from RefSeq and is a predicted model, not a curated record. Bases 141 to 3839 code for a protein of 1232 amino acids. The transcript has 5 exons.
CUCCUCCAAUACUAAUAAUUUUCAUUGUACUUGAUUUUGUGCGCCGGUUGUAAGUUUUUGUGAAGUAUUUUAGUUUUUAGUUGCAAAACAGUAUAAAAAGUUUUAUUAUAAACGAUUUUGGAAGUAUUUGCCCUCUUACAAUGGCUGAUAUGAAAUCUGUUUUCCAUGAGUGGUGCACAAAGAACAAAGUAGAACCGAAAUUCGAGGUUCGACCGACUGGACCGAAACAUCGCCAACGUUUUUUGUGCGAAGUGCGCGUUCCGAAUUACCCCUACGUGGCGGCUGGAAAUUCUACGAACAAAAAAGAUGCAGAACGCAAUGCAGCACGAGAUUUCAUGAGUUUCUUGGUACGUACCGGCAAAGUAAAUGCGUCUGAUAUACCCGGGGAUGCAGGAAUAGCUGCCAUAGCACCGCAAACGAACAAUGAAGGCGGUGGUGAUAGAUAUGGUUCGCAACGCAAGUUCUUUGAUGGUGGUAUGGGGCCACAAGAUUUGGGUCAGGCUUACCAACCUAUAGAGCGUGAAAUCAAUCCAGUGGAUAGAGCACGUGAACAACUGGAAAUGAAGGAAGCUGAAUCUGUAGACGUAAACGCCGCCAUACAUGGUAAUUGGACGAUUGAGAAUGCCAAGGCAAAGCUGCAUCAGUUUAUGCAGAUGAACAAAAUAACGGCGGAUUAUAAGUAUACGCCAGUUGGUCCUGAUCACGCCAGGAGCUUUAUGGCUGAAAUGCACAUUUUCGUGCGCCAACUGAAACGUACAGUUACUGCACGUGAAACUGGUUCCAACAAGCAAUCGGCGAGUAAAUCUUGCGCCUUGUCUUUGGUACGACAGCUCUACCAUUUAGGCGUAAUUGAGGCUUUUAGUGGCACACUGAAGCAGCGCAAAGACGAUGCGGAUAUGAAACCGUAUCCCGUAAAAAUUUCCGCCGAUCUAAUGCAUAAAGUAGACGAAUGUAUACGUGAACUUGACCUACCGGUUAUUAAUCCUUACAAUAUAAAACCUGAAAAUGAAAAUGCUGGUGUCAGCUUACUGAUCCCUACCAAUAGGGAGACAAGAAGUCAAAAUGACGAUUGCGCACAAAUGCAGGGUUCGGUUAUACCAUGGGCGCCGCCACAACCAAAUUGGAAUGCAUGGAAUGCUUGUAACAUAGACGAGGGUUAUUUGGCGACAGCCACUUUAGAUGAUCUCUGCGAGGAUCUUGAGACUACUUCGAAAGAGAAACGUAUGAAUAAUGCCGAACUACAUAAAUUCAUUGAAUUUCGUGAAUGUCUACCCAUCGCUGCUAUGCGCAAUGAAAUAAUGUCGAAUAUACAUGAACAUCCCGUGGUAAUCAUACGUGGCAACACUGGUUGCGGAAAGACCACACAAAUUGCCCAAUAUAUAUUGGAGGAUUACAUAGCAUCCGGUCAGGGUGCCUUCUGUAAUAUUUAUGUGACACAACCACGUCGUAUUUCCGCCAUUUCGGUGGCUGAGCGCGUAGCCGCCGAACGUUGUGAAAACCUAGGCGAAGCGGUUGGUUACUCGGUGCGUUUUGAAACAGUGACACCACGCCCCUACGGCGCAAUCUUAUUCUGCACUGUCGGUGUGCUCUUGCGCAAAUUGGAAGGUGGCUUACGCGGUAUCUCACACAUUAUUGUCGAUGAAAUUCACGAGCGUGAUGUGAAUAGCGACUUUCUAUUGGUCAUACUACGUGAUAUGGUGCACACAUAUCCCGAUCUGCAUAUCAUACUGAUGUCUGCUACAAUUGAUACAACACUAUUUUCCGAGUAUUUCGGUAAAUGUCCAGUGCUAGAAAUUCCCGGACGUGCUUUUCCCGUGCAACAAUUUUUCUUAGAAGAUUGUGUAGAAAUGACUAAGUUUAUGCCAACACCUGAAUCACGCAAGAAGAACAAGGACCGUGAUGAUGAGGAGAAGUCUGUUAUUGCUGAUAAUGGCGAGGAUGCGAGUGAUCAAAACUUGAAUAAAGUUUGCGACGCAAAGUAUUCACAGCAGACCAAGACGGCAAUGGCGAUGUUGUCCGAAUCCGAAUGUUCGUUUGAAUUGAUCGAUGCGCUUUUAGUGCACAUUAAAUCGAAGAAUAUACCAGGAGCGGUGCUUAUCUUUUUGCCCGGCUGGAAUCUGAUUUUCGCUUUGAUGAAGUAUUUGCAGAAUUCACAGUUCGGCGGUUCACAAUAUCGCAUUCUGCCAUGCCAUUCGCAAAUUCCACGCGAAGAUCAACGAAAAGUAUUCGAGCCAGUGCCAGAUGGUGUAACAAAGAUCAUACUGUCCACCAAUAUCGCUGAAACAUCUAUAACAAUUGACGAUAUUGUCUUCGUUAUCGAUAUCUGCAAGGCGCGCAUGAAGAUGUUCACCUCACACAAUAACCUCACCAGCUAUGCCACCGUCUGGGCGGCCAGAUCGAAUCUGGAGCAACGUAAGGGUCGUGCUGGUCGCGUACGACCGGGUUUCUGUUUUACGCUUUGCUCUCGUGCACGUUUUCAGCGACUUGAGGAGAGCAUGACACCGGAGAUAUUCCGUACACCCUUGCAUGAGUUGGCACUCUCCAUCAAACUAUUGCGUCUCGGUUCGAUACAUCAGUUUUUAUCAAAGGCUUUGGAGCCACCACCACUUGAUGCGGUCAUUGAAGCUGAAGUGCUACUACGCGAUAUGCGUUGUUUGGAUGAUAAUGAUGAGUUGACGCCGUUGGGGCGCAUUUUGGCACGUCUGCCUAUUGAACCCCGUCUGGGUAAAAUGUUGAUAUUGGGCUCAGUGUUUGGUUGCGCUGACAUAUUGGGCAACAUGGCCUCGUACUCGAGCACUUUCUCCGAGAUAUUUGCUUUGGACAUUGGCCAACGUCGUUUGGCAAAUCACCAAAAACUAUUGGGCGGCCGUAAAUGUUCGGAUCAUGUGGCGAUGAUAGUCGCUACACAGAUGUGGGAAAACGCACGGAAUCGUGGCGAAGAGGAGGAGAUCAAGUUUUGCGAGUGGAAAGGUCUGCAAUUGUCCACCAUGCGCGUUAUGUCCGAGGCAAAGGGACAACUUUUAGAUUUGUUGCAGCAAACGGGUUUUCCGGAGGAGUCAAUGAUUUCAUAUAAAGUGGAUGCGAAUAAUGAUGAUCCGGUUUUGGAUAUGGCCACUGCAUUGCUUUGUUUGGGUUUGUAUCCAAACGUUUGCGUACACAAGGAGAAACGCAAGGUUUUGACAACCGAAUCGAAGGCCGCACUUUUACAUAAGACUUCCGUAAAUUGCAGCAACUUAGCUGUAACUUUCCCUUAUCCGUUCUUUGUAUUUGGCGAGAAGAUACGAACUCGUGCUGUCUCCUGCAAACAGUUGACAAUGGUGGCGCCAUUACAUUUGCUGCUCUUCGGUUGUCGUAAAGUGGACUAUAUCAAAGAUAAUGUAAUUCGGCUAGAUAAUUGGCUGAACUUCGAAAUGGAUCCACAACAUGCUGCCGCAUUGGCUGCGCUGAAACCAGCUAUUGAAACACUAAUAACUAUAGCGUGUGAUAGACCAGAUGAAAUUGGUCAACUCGUAGAGCCGCAACAGAAACUUAUAAAUGUUGUGAAGGAGUUAUGCAUUAUGAAUGCUGGCGAUUACAACAUUACCAGGGAGGCAGGUGUGUUACCAUUUCAAAGCCGUCAAGGCGGGGGUGGCGGCAGCGGUGGUGGGCCACCCAACAAGCGUGGGCGUUUUGAUGGCGGUGGCAGUGGUUAUAGUGGCUGGAAUCGUGGUAACGGAGGCAGCAAUUGGGGCUCAGGUGGUGGAGGCGGCGGCGGCAACUGGGGACGCGGUAGCUAUGGACGUAAUAGCGGCACUGGUCAAUGGGGCCGCUACGGCGGUGGUGGUAGAGGCAGAUUUUAAGAUUUUAUAUAUUUUGUAAAAAAACAUUUGAUAUAACGUUAAUAUACAUAUAUUAUAUGAUAGAUAUAACUAAUAAAAGUAUAUGCGCUAUAUACUAAAAUACACUAA